AUGUUUAGAAGCAUUAUUAGUCGUCAAAGAAUCUUUAUUCCUCGUCGAUUUAUAUCAUCAACUAUCCAAAAGGGGAAACCUACGUUAGCCGCUGGUGGUUCCAUUGCAUCUUCAUAUCCAGAUGAUUUUAGACUUCCAAAACCUAAAACUUGGGAAGAUACAGGUGAAUCUGCAUUAGAUAAAGCUACAAAAUGGUUUUUAUUUGCUGAAGUUUUCCGUGGGAUGUAUGUUGUUUUAGAAAACUAUUUCAGAGCUCCAUAUACUAUUUAUUAUCCUUUUGAAAAAGGUCCAGUAUCUCCAAGAUUCAGAGGUGAACAUGCUUUAAGAAGAUAUCCAUCUGGUGAAGAACGUUGUAUUGCAUGUAAAUUAUGUGAAGCCAUUUGUCCAGCUCAAGCAAUCACUAUUGAAGCAGAAGAAAGAAUGGAUGGUUCUCGUCGUACUUAUAAAUAUGACAUUGAUAUGACUAAAUGUAUUUAUUGUGGUUUAUGUCAAGAAUCUUGUCCAGUUGAUGCAAUUGUUGAGACACCAAAUGUUGAAUACUCAACAGAAACAAGAGAAGAAUUAUUAUACAACAAGGAAAAACUAUUAUCUAAUGGUGAUAAAUGGGAACAAGAAAUCCAAUAUUGUUUGGAUUAUGAUACACCAUAUAGAUGA
Hansenula ciferrii is the source of this 654-nucleotide messenger RNA. Its product is annotated as NuoI/complex I 23 kDa subunit family protein. The coding region runs from base 1 to 654 and encodes 217 amino acids. Gene Ontology annotation, biological process: mitochondrial respiratory chain complex I assembly; mitochondrial electron transport, NADH to ubiquinone. The record is from RefSeq and is a predicted model, not a curated record. NCBI's taxonomy places the organism in Eukaryota, Fungi, Ascomycota, Saccharomycetes, Phaffomycetales, Wickerhamomycetaceae. Gene Ontology annotation, cellular component: membrane. Gene Ontology annotation, molecular function: NADH dehydrogenase activity; 4 iron, 4 sulfur cluster binding. The transcript has a single exon.